UAAAAAACGCCACUUUCUUUACGGAGUGGCUUAUUUAUUUUUGCUUAGACGCUUGAACAUGGAAUCAGACAGCUCACCGGUCAAGUCUGACCUGGACUUGAGAAAUAAUGCCGAGGCAUCACGCUGUCUGAUGAUCUCCCCUGUGAAGAAGCUCAGUGCUCUUAGACUCGUAUCACCCUUCGACACAGACCAGGAAAUGAUAGACCUAGAGGUUGCUUCAGUUUUGGCUGAGGGAUGUUCUGUAUCUCCAGAGAAGUCAAAGCCACCAGGCACUGUCACUACAACUCCUGUCAGGCCGACAACUGUAAUGACAAAUAUUCAGAGAGGGAAUGUUCAAACAACAACUCCUGUGUUUCAAACCAUCACAAUCCACCAGUUGGCUGCCCAAGGAGAGCUCAACCAACUAAAACAUGAAGUAGAACAAGGGGUUGACAUAGAUAAGGUUGAUGACAGUGGAUUGUCUCCCCUUUUGUGGGCGUGUGCCAAUGGUCAGUGUCUGACUGCCCGCUACCUACUUGACCACCAGGCAGAUCUUGAUAUUGUUGGUAACCAUGGAGAGAAUGCCCUGCUGUUUACCAGCUGCUAUGGUUACAUUGACAUCCUCAAACACCUGCUGGCCCUUGGAAUGAAUGUAGAUUACACAGAUGAGACGGGUAGUAGUGGUCUGAUGUAUGCUGCAUACAACGGGCAUGGGAGCUGCGUUGGUGCACUGCUGGAGGCAGGUGCGGACCUCACACUGGAGAAUGAGAAUGGACACACCGCCAUGGACCUUACUAUUGGUCAGGGGCACAGGCAGGUCCAGCAAGUUAUAGAGAGCCACAUGUUGAGGAUGUUCGACUCCCUAACCUGAUGUAACGCUGGUGUUAACCUACAAUGUACAUCUCAUGAUCAUGUGACCUGAUGUAACGCUGGCGUUAACCUACAAUGUACAUCUCAUGAUCGUGACCUGAUGUAACGCUGGUGUUAACCUACAAUGUACAUGUCAUGUGACCUGAUGUAAUGCUGGUGUUAACCUACAAUGUACAUGUCAUGAUCAUGUGACCUGAUGUUACGCUGGUGUUAACCUACAAUGUACAUGUCAUGUGACCUGAUGUAACG
Messenger RNA from Mya arenaria, 1098 nucleotides. Its product is annotated as ankyrin repeat family A protein 2-like. The coding region runs from base 59 to 850 and encodes 263 amino acids. The transcript is spliced from 8 exons. The record is from RefSeq and is a predicted model, not a curated record. Gene Ontology annotation, molecular function: protein binding. NCBI's taxonomy places the organism in Eukaryota, Metazoa, Mollusca, Bivalvia, Myida, Myidae.